Molecule: messenger RNA, 1572 nt
Organism: Pseudophryne corroboree (corroboree frog)
Lineage: Eukaryota; Metazoa; Chordata; Amphibia; Anura; Myobatrachidae
Product: duodenase-1-like
Exons: 6
Coding region: 457-1260 (267 amino acids)
Biological process (GO): proteolysis
Molecular function (GO): serine-type endopeptidase activity
Source: RefSeq, a predicted model, not a curated record
CCUUCCUCCUGCUGCGGCUUCCGCCCGGCUCCCUUCCACCUACUGCGGCUUCCACCAGCUGCUCCUGCUCCCCCUUUCUGACGCUGGACUCGGGGUCCGACCUCUGAAUGGGAUCUGUGGAUCUCCCCUUGGCAGGCUCCUCUGACAGGGGAACUUUUGCGGCAGUCUCGACUCUCCAGCAGCCCUGAACAGUGCACACAGCCCUCCCCCAUGCCUGGGAACAGGGGGAGGGACACAGUGCAGCAGCGUUGAAUCUGAACGAGGGGGAGCUGUGACAGAGAGAAGAGAUUUACGAGAUGACGGUUGUGUUAUUCAAAUGUGUUUCAUUAAAAAAAUUUGCUCUAAGAUUUUCCUGGGGUGAAACUGCUGAUGUAAUCUGCACAUAGCAGAAGAGAAGAAGAGAUAAAAGGAGAGAGGUUACACGAGGCACACUCACUUGGGAGUACAGUCUGAGACAUGGAGCAAGUCAUCCUUCUGGUCUUCUUGUCUUGUCUUCUCACCACAGUGCCGUCUGCAGGUCACAGUGUCCACCACUCAGAGAAGAUCCGCCAAGGGAUUAUUGGAGGUGAUGAAGCCAAACCACACUCAAGGCCUUAUAUGGCAUCCCUGACAAGUAGUGACAGUGGUGGACACUUUUGUGGUGGUUCUCUUAUUACUCCAGAGUGGGUGUUGUCUGCCGCUCACUGCCACAAAUCUUUGGGAAUCUCUCUAUACAGUAGCGAUACCACAAUUGUCCUUGGAGCUCAUGAUGUGUCUCAACCAGAACAAACACAGCAGAUCCUUGGGGUCCAAAGCUAUCACGUCCAUGCAGAGUAUGAUAACGAAGUGAUGUCUAAUGAUAUCAUGCUAUUAAAGCUGUCAUCACGAGCCCAGAUAAAUCACUAUGUUCAGACAGUUCCACUUCCCACCAGCCAGAAUGACCUACCACAGAAUACCCCCUGCAGUGUCGCUGGCUGGGGACUAAUCGAUAAGAUGCAUGACACUGACAAAUUAUUUGAAGUUAACGUGACUAUCGUGAGCCGCAGGUUGUGUCGUCGCUUCUUUCCUAUAUUGGAUGAGGGGAUGAUCUGCGCAGGAAACAUACACAAACUCAGAGACUCCAGUCAGGGAGACUCUGGGGGACCUCUUAUUUGUGGAGGGACUGUGGAAGGUGUAGUAUCAUAUGGAUUUGAUCACCCUCCUGGUGUCUACAGUAGAGUUGCAAAUUACUUGGAGUGGAUUUCAAAGACCAUCUCUGAACAUAAUGACAUGGAUAAUUAAAGCCAGUAAUUUACAGUAACUGGUAUUGUCCACUAAGGUGUGCUAUUAUUUUCCCCACACUUUGGUUAAGCCGUUAUCACAGUCAUUACAUGUAAUCUGAAAUCAGGCAUUAUCCAUAUGUAACCUGUUCUGUAAUGUACUGUGAUACAUACUCUUUCAAGCACUUUGUAAAAUGCUGCAUUUACAUAUUGAUUGGCAUCCUCAAGACAUGAAAGCAACUAUAUGCAUUAUAUCAUCACACAUCUAAAACAGCAGAAAAUCCUUGUAGAACCGGUUAUUAUAUGCAAUGAGUAAAUGGACUACAUUAAUGAA